Molecule: messenger RNA, 3648 nt
Organism: Grammomys surdaster
Lineage: Eukaryota; Metazoa; Chordata; Mammalia; Rodentia; Muridae
Gene: Pls1
Product: plastin 1
Exons: 16
Coding region: 138-2030 (630 amino acids)
Biological process (GO): actin filament network formation; actin filament bundle assembly
Cellular component (GO): cytoplasm; actin filament bundle; actin filament
Molecular function (GO): calcium ion binding; actin filament binding
Source: RefSeq, a predicted model, not a curated record
GUCUUUUCCAUAGACGCCUGGAAGGGCUAAGCAGCCCAUUUCUUACAUUCUUAGGGCAGCUUUGUCUUCUCCAUCCUACCAUUGCUGUCAGAUCUAUUCCAGAUAUAAAGACCUGAAGUAGCCUUUCCGGUCUAAAGAUGGAAAACAGUACCACCACCAUUUCUCGGGAGGAGCUUGAAGAGCUACAAGAAGCAUUUAAUAAAAUAGAUAUUGACAACAGCGGGUAUGUAAGUGACUAUGAACUUCAGGACCUAUUUAAGGAGGCAAGCCUUCCCCUUCCUGGGUACAAGGUGCGCGAGAUUGUGGAGAAAAUUUUAGUAGUUGCUGACAACAACAAAGAUGGUAAAAUCAGUUUUGAGGAGUUCGUGUCGCUGAUGCAAGAGUUAAAAAGCAAAGAUAUCAGCAAAACAUUCCGAAAAAUAAUUAACAAAAGGGAAGGGAUCACUGCUAUUGGGGGAACGUCAUCCAUCUCCAGUGAGGGCACCCAGCAUUCUUAUUCAGAGGAAGAAAAAGUGGCUUUUGUUAACUGGAUAAACAAAGCUCUAGAGAAUGAUGCAGACUGUAGCCACCUUCUACCCAUGAACCCCAACGAUGGCAGCCUUUUCAAAUCGCUUGCAGAUGGCAUCCUUCUUUGCAAAAUGAUCAACUUAUCUGAACCAGAUACAAUUGACGAAAGAGCGAUCAAUAAGAAGAAGCUCACUCCAUUCACAGUGUCGGAAAAUCUGAACCUAGCCCUGAAUUCCGCCUCAGCCAUUGGUUGCACCGUGGUCAACAUAGGUGCUCAGGAUCUCAAGGAAGGAAAGCCUCACCUGGUCUUGGGACUUCUCUGGCAGAUCAUCAAAGUUGGUCUUUUUGCUGAUAUCGAGAUUUCCAGGAAUGAAGCCUUGAUUGCAUUGCUAAAAGAAGGGGAGGAGCUGGAGGAGCUGAUGAAGCUUUCUCCUGAGGAGCUGCUGCUGCGAUGGGUGAACUACCAUCUGACCAAUGCAGGCUGGCGCACCAUCAACAACUUCAGCCAGGACAUUAAGGAUUCAAAAGCCUAUUUCCACCUGCUUAAUCAGAUUGCUCCUAAAGGUGACCGAGACAAUGGAUCUGCCAUAGCCAUUGAUCUUUCAGGGUUUAACGAGAAAAACGACCUGAAGCGUGCUGGAUUCAUGCUCCAGGAAGCGGAUAAGCUUGGCUGCAGACAGUUUGUCACUCCUGCAGAUGUGGUUUCAGGGAACCCUAAGCUAAACUUAGCCUUUGUCGCGAAUCUUUUUAACACAUAUCCGUGCCUACACAAGCCUGACAAUAAUGACAUUGAUCUCAACUUACUGGAAGGAGAGAGCAAGGAGGAGAGGACAUUUCGGAACUGGAUGAAUUCACUGGGGGUGAACCCGUACAUCAAUCAUCUGUACAGUGACCUUGCAGACGCUUUGGUGAUCUUUCAGCUCUAUGAGAUGAUCCGUGUGCCAGUCAACUGGAGCCAUGUCAACAAGCCUCCCUACCCUGCUCUGGGAGGGAACAUGAAGAAGAUUGAAAACUGUAACUAUGCAGUUGAGCUUGGGAAGAAUGAGGCCAAAUUCUCUUUGGUUGGCAUCGCUGGGCAGGACUUAAAUGAAGGGAAUUCAACACUUACCCUGGCACUGGUAUGGCAGUUGAUGAGAAGAUACACGCUGAAAGUUUUAUCAGACCUUGGAGAAGGUGAAAAAGUCAGUGAUGAUGUCAUCAUUAAAUGGGUCAAUCAGACCCUUAAAAGUGCAAACAAAAGUACUUCUAUUUCCAGCUUCAAGGAUAAAUCUAUUAGUACAAGUUUGCCUGUCUUAGAUCUAAUAGAUGCCAUUGCACCAAAUGCAGUCCGUCAAGAAAUGAUCAAGAGAGAACACUUGACUGAUGAGGACAAACUGAACAAUGCUAAAUACGCCAUUUCAGUCGCUCGGAAGAUUGGUGCCCGGAUAUACGCGCUGCCUGAUGACCUUGUUGAAGUGAAGCCGAAGAUGGUGAUGACUGUGUUUGCCUGCUUAAUGGGAAAAGGACUGAACAGACUAAAAUAAUGAAACAUUUACUGUGACCUGCCAUGUUAUAUGCAUCGAAUGUCUCAGUUUACAGAAUUUUGAAAUGUAGUGGGUGUAAAAUCAGAAUAUCUGUAUGCUCAAAAUAGUUCUGUAUCUAGUAAUGAAUAGUAUCUUGUCCAUACCAGUUAUAAUUUGUCAUCUUUUUUGGAUAACACAAUUACCUUAACUAUCAAUACCAACACAGGAAUGUCUUAUCAAGCUGCUAUUUCAUAAUUAUAUUAUUUUAUUUCCUAAGAGUCUUACCAAAAUGAGACUAAUCCUUCUUUUUUCAUGGCUCAAAAAAGACCUGUAUAAAGUUUUGUCAGGUCCUUCUAUUAAAUGUGUUUGGAUUUUUUGAUGUGUUAUUUAAUUUUGAUCAAAAACGUACCUAAAGUCAUAAUAUGACUAAAUCCUUUUAGUUUUUCCCCCUUAACUAUGUAAAGUGAUCUAAAUUUUUCUGUAAAUUUCUAUAUCAUAUAAAAAUUUAAAGGGAUAAGUAUAAUCCAUCAACAUUAAACUUUUUAAAUAUGAGAACUAACUCUUGAAUAAACCCCCAAGGUUCACUCUUGUUUAAGCUUAGGAGCUUUUUACUUAAAGUUUGAUUGUAACUCCAUUGCUACUUUACAUGUCCUAGUUUGAUAAUACAGUUUUGUCUCCAACAUCGAGCAUAAUACUAUUCGUUGGUAAGAUGUUACAUAUAUGUAUUUCUCUAAAUCAUCUGAGUUACCCACAUUUUCUUAAAUGGUAUGUAUUAAGUGGUCAGCCAGCCAUUAAGUAUUUAUUUUGCCCCCACAAUGUGUCUGACACUUUUCAGUUGUGGAUAUCUGAUAUGUGAAGGUAUGUUUUGAAAAUAUUAUGAAUGUGACUAUCAUUAUUUUUCACCUAAUUGCUUUCAAAUACUUUCAGCCAAACAUUGGAUAGAAUGCCCCAACUGACACCGAUCCUAUCCUGCUAGUGUCACAUUACACUUGCUAGUUUCAGUCUAUAGUGAAACCUACAUAAUUGGAAUAUGCCCACCAAAUGGCUUCAGUAGAAAGCUGUGUAUAUAAAAGAUAAUGUCUGUUGUUGUUUUUCUUGGUUUUUACAGUCUUGUAUAAACCAGAAACGUUUAAGGUUUGUGAUCCUUGGAAAGAGUUAAAGCUUGCGACCUCUUUUCCCCAGCAGUUUUAGCAGUAGAGAAAUUCUGUUGCUCAUAGUUGAAGCCAGAAAUGAGCUCCCCCGCCCUCCACUCUAGUGCCAGUGAGCACUACUGCUAUGCAACAAAAGUGCUGUCACUUCCCUCCGUGUGAAUGAGUCGUCCGGCCACUGAUCAAAGCAUACAUCAGAGUGAGAGUGUCUAUGUCUUUAGGGUAGACUUUUUUAAAUGAAGUACCGACAGGUGGGAUUCUGAAAUAUAUUCUUCUACAUGAAAUUUCUUUGCCUUUUAUAUUUUGAUGAUUGUUUUCUUAUAUGAAGAUAUAAGUAUGCUUCUGCUCUUCCUGAGAUUACUUAAAUCAUGCCUCUCUGAUUUUUUUCACUGUCAUAUUUACUAAAAUAAUCUGAUUUACAUGGAAUUUAGCACUUUAAGGUGUUCUUUUUCUCAUGAAGUAUAUUUAAUAAAAAUGCUGUGUAUGUAGAA